UAAAGUAAAACAAGUUGGCAGUUAUAAGAGUUAAAAAAUAUAAACAAUUUUAACUGCCUCACGUGUUGCUCUUUUAAAACAAAAUAAGAGUGUUUAAGCAGUAUAUAUUGCUUAAUUAGAAAUAUAUAAAUUAUUUGAUCUAAUAAAGUAAACGAGAUGUCGGAUUCAGCUCAAGAUGUCAAACCAAAUAUAUUAAUAACCGGAACUCCGGGAGCCGGAAAAUCGUAUUUAUGCGAACGUCUAGCCUCCCAAUUAAAAUUUGAGUGGCUGGACUGCUCCAAAAUAGCCAAGGAAAAUAAUUUUGUGGAGGAAUACGAUGAGGAGUACGACUGCCCCAUUUUGGACGAAGAAAAACUAAUGGACCACUUGGAGCCCAUAAUGGCAAAGGGCGGCAACAUUGUCGAAUACCAUGGCUGUGAUUUCUUCCCAGAACGCUGGUUUCAAGCGGUCUUUGUAGUAACAUGCCCUAAUACAACCCUCUACGAUCGUCUAAAAGAUCGCAACUACAACGAAAAGAAGCUUUCUUCGAAUAUUCAAUGUGAAAUAUUUGGAACUAUUUUAGAGGAAGCCAGAGAUUCCUAUAAAUCAGAUAUAGUCUUCGAACUUAAGGGAGAAACAAAAGCUGAUGCGCAUACGAGUUUGAAAACUGUUAAAAACUGGUAUGGUAUGUGGAAAAGAAAAUAAAAAUCGGAUUAGUUAGUUCUUUAUAAUCUAAUGUAUAAAAACUUCAUCAUUUGUAUGUAAAGUUACUAUUAUUUACAACAAACAGCUUGUAUAAAAUCGAAAUCUUAAAUCUA
Molecule: messenger RNA, 797 nt
Organism: Drosophila eugracilis
Lineage: Eukaryota; Metazoa; Arthropoda; Insecta; Diptera; Drosophilidae
Gene: Ak6
Product: adenylate kinase isoenzyme 6 homolog
Exons: 3
Coding region: 157-684 (175 amino acids)
Cellular component (GO): nucleus; cytoplasm
Molecular function (GO): ATP hydrolysis activity; AMP kinase activity; ATP binding
Source: RefSeq, a predicted model, not a curated record